This is a messenger RNA of Manihot esculenta (cassava), 1504 nucleotides long. RefSeq names its product secoisolariciresinol dehydrogenase. Gene Ontology annotation, molecular function: oxidoreductase activity, acting on the CH-OH group of donors, NAD or NADP as acceptor. The coding region runs from base 494 to 1312 and encodes 272 amino acids. The record is from RefSeq and is a predicted model, not a curated record. The transcript is spliced from 3 exons. NCBI's taxonomy places the organism in Eukaryota, Viridiplantae, Streptophyta, Magnoliopsida, Malpighiales, Euphorbiaceae.
UUUUUGCUAUGUUCUUCGCAACAUUCAUAGUUCUGGUUCAAGAAUGAAGGAUCUGAUGACUUAGCUGGGAGAAGAGCUAGAAGAUAGCCUUUGCUUCCCUGCAAUUGAUGUACUGCAGAAAAUGCUCCUCACCACUCUAUCUAUCGCUUUACCUGCAUGAUUUCUGAUUAUUACAUCUGCUACUGCAUCUGGUUGGUCCAUACAAUUAUAUUUUCGAAACUUUCUUGGCGGCUUUUGCCAGAUUCAAUUUAGGAAGCCCUGAAUUCCACUCUCUCACCCCAACUUCUAACUUCUAACUUAAAAAAAGAAAGAAAGAAAAGAAGAAGUUCCUGUUUUGUGAUUGCAUUAUUGAGUUGAUGCCACGUAACCAUCCAACACUGGACAUCUCUCUAUUUAAUGGAGAGUAUGGGUUCAGGAUAGGCCACAGCGCAGAGCUAUUUGGUUUCCUCUCCUCCCCAGGCACUCAACUUUUUCCAGACGUUGUUUAUUUUCCAUGGCCGCUGCCUCACUUCUCUCAGCAACUCUAAAAAGGCUGCAAGACAAGGUGGCUCUCAUCACUGGAGCUUCUAGCGGCAUCGGGGAGUGCACUGCCAGACUUUUCUCCAAACACGGUGCUAAAUUAGUGAUUGCAGAUAUUCAGGACGAGUUAGGAAACUCUCUCUGCCAAGAACUGCGGGCAGAUGCCCCUUGCUCCUUCGUCCACUGCGACGUUACCAAAGAAGAAGAUGUCCAAAAUGCUGUUGAUACAGCUGUUUCUAAGUACGGGAAGCUUGAUAUCAUGAUCAAUAAUGCGGGGAUAGUUGGGGUAGCUAAACCCAACAUACUUGAUAAUGAAAAAUCAGAAUUUGAAAAGAUCGUUAGUGUUAAUUUAGUAGGUGUAUUCCUGGGGACUAAGCAUGCAGCUCGAGUAAUGAUCCCCAAUCGCCGAGGGAGUAUAAUUACAACUGCUAGUGUUUGUUCAGUGAUUGGAGGGGUAGCACCUCAUGCUUAUACUAGUUCAAAACAUGGGGUGCUAGGAUUGAUGAGAAAUACUGCUGUGGAGUUGGGACAAUAUGGGAUUCGUGUGAACUGUGUGUCACCGUACUUGGUUGCCACCCCACUGGCAAAGGAUUUCCUCAAGUUGGAUGAAGAUGGAGUUCAUCGGGUUUAUUCUAACCUCAAGGAGGCAGUGCUUAAACCGGAAGAUGUGGCUCAGGCUGCGCUUUACUUAGCAGGUGAUGAGUCCAAGUAUGUGAGUGGCCAUAAUCUGGUAGUGGAUGGGGGAUUCACUGUUGUGAAUCCAGGUUUCUGCAUGUUUCCACAGUCUGUAUAAUGUUUUUGUUUAGUGUUUGUUCAGUGUAGGAAUUAAGAUGAAUAAAAAUCUGGCCAAUCUCUUAUUAAUAAACUUAUACGUCAGGAACAUGCUGUUGGAAAUAGUAAUUUGCAAUAAAUUAAAUUUGUGAAUUGGCUUGUAAAAGGGGAGGUCUCUAUCACAAUUUUUGAACACACUAUUUCAGGGAUAAAA